AUGGACCUUCUCUUUGUCUUCUCCUUCUCCGCUGCCAUUCUAUUCCUUGGAAUGCACAGAGGUCACUGCGCAGAUAUCAUUGCAGGGAAACCUUCAGUCCCGCACUCAAGACCCUUUAUGGCUGCCUUAGUGAGAGGAAAGCAUUUCCGGUGCGGAGGAACUUUGAUCAAAAGAAACUGGGUGCUGACAGCAGCUCAUUGCAAAUUAGGUAAGGGAGAUAAAGUUAUCCUCGGUCUUCAUUCACUAUCUGAACGUGGGAGAGGACAACAAUUUUUUCAUGUUGCUAACGCAUAUGUUCACCCAAAAUAUAAUAAACGUACACUGGAAUAUGACAUUCUGGUUUUACAGCUUAAUAGAAGAGCAACGCUUAAUCGAUAUGUACAGACCAUUCAGCUUCCCAAAACUUAUGAUGAUCUCAGAGCAGGCACACAGUGUCUAGUGACUGGAUGGGGGCGUACUGAAAACGGCGGCUCGAUAUCUGAUAUUCUGCGUGAAGUUAACGUCGCUGUUGUAGACAGACGCAUCUGCAAUGACGCGAACCACUAUAACUACAGACCUUUUGUGACAAUGAACAUGGUGUGUGCUGGUGGUUUUGGCAACCAAAGGAAAGAUACCUGUAAAGGUGACUCUGGUGGCCCUUUGAUAUGUGGGGGAAUACAAAGAGGUGUUACUUCUUUUGGUAAAUCAGGAAAAUGUGGUGAUCCCCAGUUCCCGGGUGUCUAUGCUCAUCUCACAAAGGACAGUAUUGAAUGGAUUAAGAAAAAAGUAUUCUGGUGA
Molecule: messenger RNA, 777 nt
Organism: Euleptes europaea (tarantolino)
Lineage: Eukaryota; Metazoa; Chordata; Lepidosauria; Squamata; Sphaerodactylidae
Product: granzyme A-like
Exons: 5
Coding region: 1-777 (258 amino acids)
Biological process (GO): proteolysis
Molecular function (GO): serine-type endopeptidase activity
Source: RefSeq, a predicted model, not a curated record